Kickxella alabastrina is the source of this 2141-nucleotide messenger RNA. Its product is annotated as Abscisic acid G-protein coupled receptor-domain-containing protein. Lineage: Eukaryota; Fungi; Kickxellomycota; Kickxellomycetes; Kickxellales; Kickxellaceae. The coding region runs from base 235 to 2037 and encodes 600 amino acids. The record is from RefSeq and is a predicted model, not a curated record. The transcript has a single exon. Gene Ontology annotation, cellular component: membrane.
CUAGCUUUUAUUUUCUAUUUCAAGCUCUGGCUUGCCCAAAAAAUAGAUUUUUUUAUUAGCUUGAGGUUUAUUCUGUCCCUUUUUUGUCUUGUUGAUAUUUUCUUUACUAUUAUUUUUAGCACCCCUUCUUUCUACUCUGUUUAUUUCAUCAUAAUAUUAUUUUCUUUAGCUCACAUUCAUUGGACGGAUGCAUUCACAGCUGACAGGAAAAAUUUACACUCAUAAAUAAUAACAAUGUCACAGUUUGACACAAUUGUGCUCGCGGGCUCGUUCGCCUUGAGCUUCUUCAUAGGAUGGGUGUUUUUGGCCCGUCGAGUGCUCGAGUCGGUCGAUGUGUCAACUCCGGUGUCGGGCCCUGCAGAGACGGCCAAGACCAGCCAGCUGAGCAGCGUGAUGCUGGAGCCGCUGUCGCUGGACAGCAGCCACAACGUGGACCUUUUUCCACAAUCACAUCAGCAGCAGCAAGAGGAAUUGAAACGCAAGCGGUGGUUUGACGGCCAAAAGGCGCUCGUAUACGCCGUAUUUUCUUUGGUCUUUGCGCAAGGCAGUGUUCUGUUUGAGCUGGUUAUUUUCGAGAUUAGCGAUGUGCUGAGCAAGGAGGUGCGGUGGUACUACUGGCGCGCGGACCUUGGGUUCUUGCUGUUGACCAUUGUCGUUGUGCUACCGCUGUGCCAGGCGUUUGUUCUCUUGUCGAACACGCGGAGGCGAGCGCUGAACCCGCUGUACCGGCGCAUCAUCUACUCGCUCGUGCUGUGGGCGGUUUUUUUCUAUGCGUUCUGGAGCCUGGGAAUGUACCUGCCUUUGGACAGCUUCUCGCGUAUCCGUGAGGCGACGGGAACCGCCGACAUGGUGUCGAUUGAGCCGGUGACUGCGCGUGUGGGCGUAGUGGGUGUGGCCCUGAUGGCUGUGCUUUCGGGCUUUGGUGCUGUUAACAGCCCGUACCGCCAGCUGUUUGUUUUCGUGCACAAAGUGAGUCCCGUGCAGCUUGAGGGCAUGCGGCGGCAGCUGCAUUACUCGCUAGGGCUGCUGGCGGAUAAGAAAAAAAUGCUCGUACGCAUGAUAUCUCUGACUACCAAGCCCGAAGAGGCUGGUAAGGCCAAGGGCGCUCGCAGUGCGGUUGGCGCCUUUAUGUCGUCGGCGUGGGGCAGCCUGCUGCAUGCGGGUGGCUCUGGGCUGUCGAGGGAUCGCGGGCUUGGCGAGCUGCGGCAGGAGAUCGAUAACCUGGAGCGCGUCACGCAGGAGCUUUUUGCCGAUGUCGAGGCAAUGUGCCUGGAGCACGACCGCUACGAGGAGUCAAAGACUCUGGCUGGCCGGUCGCGCAAUGUGCUGGGCUACUUUUUUGCCAUGUUCUGUGUCAGCAAGAUUGCGAUGACGCUGGGCGGCAUCUUGCUCAACCGCGUUGGCCAUUCGGACCCUGUCACCAGUGCGUUGACCUUGGCAGCCACUCAUGUAAGCCCAGACUUUGAUAUGGCAUUUUGGUCGCAGCAGCUGAGCUUCGCCCUAGUCGGCAUCAUGGUCAUUGGGUCCAUCCGCGGACUGCUGAUUCAGUUUGCUAAGCUCUUCAACAUGCCCUUUUCUAGCAUGAUCAAGCCCGCCAACAUUGUGAUGUUCCUUGCGCAAAUAAUGGGCAUGUACUUUGUCUCCUGUGUGCUUAUGAUGCGCAUGUCCUUGCCGCCAAAGUACCGCCCAAUGAUCUCUGCUGUUCUGCAGACUACUGGGUUUUACUUUUACAAGCGCUGGUUUGACAUUAUUUUCCUUGUCUCAGUCGUUGCCUCUGCGCUGCUGGUCUUUUUGUCACACCAGGAGCAGAGAGACAAGUACUCGAUGCUUGGCCGUGACUACUAUGACAGCAGGAAUUCGGAGGAGUUUUCGGCUGACUCGAUCUCUAUUGAUAUACCGGAGAACCCGUUCACGCCAUUUUCCUCGCAGCGCACAUCGCGAUCAACAUCCCCGACACAGCUGCCGUCUCUUCUUUCGGGUAAUGCCCGUGUACCACCACCAUCUGCGUCAGAGACUGCUCGCAGCAAAUUACAAUGAUAACACUAAACACCUUUAGAACAAGUACAUAUACAUUUAAUUCUACACAACUAAUUUUUCUUUAAAUUUUCUUGCUACUUUUAAAAACAAAAAUUUUAAUAUCU